AUGGCAAUGUCUCUCAUCCAAGCGUGCCGCAGUCUGGCUCUCUCAACAUGGCUGCUUUCCUUUUGUUUCGUGCAUCUGCUCUGCCUGGACUUUACCGUGGCUGAGAAGGAGGAAUGGUACACCGCCUUCGUGAACAUCACCUACGCGGAGCCCGCGCCGGACCCCGGGCCCGGAGUGGCGGGCGGCGGCGGCGGCGGCACCGAGCUGCACACCGAGAAGACUGAGUGCGGGCGCUACGGGGAGCACUCGCCCAAGCAGGACGCGCGCGGGGAGGUGGUCAUGGCUAGCUCGGCCCACGACCGCCUCGCCUGCGACCCCAACACCAAGUUCGCCGCCCCGGCCCACGGCAAGAACUGGAUAGCCCUCAUCCCCAAGGGCAACUGCACGUACAAGGAUAAGAUCCGGAACGCCUUCCUGCAGAACGCGUCCGCGGUGGUCAUCUUUAACGUGGGCUCCAACACCAACGAGACCAUCACCAUGUCCCAUGCAGGUGUUGAAGACAUCGUGGCAAUAAUGAUUCCUGAACCAAAAGGGAAGGAGAUAGUAAGCCUUCUGGAAAGGAACAUCACCGUGACAAUGUACAUCACCAUUGGAACCCGGAACUUGCAGAAAUACGUGAGCCGCACUUCGGUUGUGUUUGUCUCCAUCUCCUUCAUUGUCCUGAUGAUCAUAUCCCUCGCGUGGCUGGUCUUUUAUUAUAUCCAGAGGUUUCGAUAUGCAAAUGCCAGGGACAGGAACCAGCGCCGACUGGGAGAUGCAGCAAAGAAAGCGAUCAGCAAGCUCCAGGUCAGAACCAUCAAGAAGGGCGACAAGGAAACAGAGCCCGAUUUUGAUAACUGUGCAGUUUGCAUUGAAGGGUACAAGCCCAACGACGUUGUACGGAUCUUGCCCUGCCGGCAUCUUUUCCACAAGUCCUGUGUUGACCCCUGGCUUCUAGACCAUCGCACCUGCCCCAUGUGCAAGAUGAACAUUCUUAAAGCCCUAGGGAUCCCGCCCAAUGCUGACUGCAUGGAUGACUUGCCCACUGACUUCGAGGGAUCUCUGGGAGGCCCACCCACCAACCAGAUCACGGGCGCAAGCGACACGACUGUAAACGAAAGUUCAGUCACUUUGGACCCUGCUGUCCGGACGGUGGGAGCCUUGCAGGUGGUCCCGGAUACCGAUCCUACCCCGCAGGAAGGAGAAGUCAUCUUCACUACUAACAUCUCAACAUCCACCAGUGUGUCCUCCUCCUGCUUCCUGGAUCGUCCUCUACAGAAAUCUGAUCUCGUCACUGUUUUGCUGCAAACAUUUUUAUCACCUAUGGGUUAAAAUCUCCAGCUGGCUAAUCUAAACAAAUCAUUAAGCAUUUGGCAGCAGCAUACUUCUUUCUGGCUUUUAACCACUCCCACCAGGUACUUUACACAGAGCAUUUCCAAGCCGCUUGUGGUUCUAGACACGCUGCCCCCGACGUUGCUCCCUCACCCACCGAGUCCUGUGUAUCCUCAGGAACACCUCAUCUGCUGUAUUCUCUGAGAUGCCUUCUCCGCUAUGCCAAGCAGAAUGUGGUGCUUGUUUUAGAAUUAUCUUCUUCCAAACAGUUCUGUCUGUUACACUUCCUUAAGAAAGCGUCUGUCACCCUCACCCCACUGAAUUUAUAGGACCUUAAAGGGUUUGGACUGUGGCUUUUCAUCUUCAUGUUCCAAAGUCCAGCACAGUUUGUGGCAUAAAGUUAGACUCCACAAGCAUUAGUUGAAGGAAUGAAUGAAUACGCUGAAGAAUUUUUAAAGAAUCAAUAGCAAUAGUUAGGAGACUGCAUUGUGAUAUCCUUUCGUAUUUUGUCUGCUAACAAGAAGAAAAUAUGUAUAUUCUUCCACGGAUCUCCAAGAUGGACCCAAGCACCAGCAGGGCGAGCCUCCCUGUAGCUCAUUCCUCUGGGAUGACUCUGUGACCCUACAGAAGCACAAAUGCCAAACUGGUCCCCCGCCACGAGGAAGGAGGGAGACUAAUGCCUCGUGGAAAUGGAUUGAUGAUUUAUUAUUUAUCAUUAUUGACAUUGGACUGCACAGCAGAAAUGGGGAUUAAAGGCAACAGAGAGACAAAGAGGCAGAAACAGCAGCAAAGGGAAGCGUGAUGGAGAAAGUCUCCAGCGCCUGUCCACGCAGUACUUUCUGCAGAUGCCUGGAGAUGACACAAAACCAAAUGCCCAGAAACCAGCGCCGCUUCAAGGAAGCGCUUCACUUUUUGUUUGAUACCAUUGGCGCUACUCUUACUAUUUUAGAUUGACCCACGCUGAGUGAUAAUAUUGACCUACGAGGGAUAAUAUGGGCUCUGGGAAACCAGAUGACUUUGGCAUCAGGCACAUCAGGCGCAAAUCCCGGCUGCCCACCGAGGUGAUAGCUGUGGCAAACUCAUGUAACAUCCCUGGGCCUCAGUUUCCUCAUCUUUAAAAUUGUUCAAACAAAAUCCACCCCACAGGUUUCUUGUGAGGGUGAAAUGAAUCUAGGCACAUGCAACUCCUGAUUCAGUGCCUGGCUGUCAGUGAGCCACAAAUGUGACCUCUCCCCACCACAUACCACCUCUCCAGGAGAACACACAUUGGGCAGACAUAUCGCAAGAACCUGAUGGUGCAACUGAAAUGUCUUAAUGUUAUAAAAAUGUCUACAAUGCACCUUUCUCAGAUAGACCCCAAGGCCUGAUAGCUCUAGGUUGUAGCCUAAACCAAUCGCCUAUGGAGAUGAAAACUGAAUUACUCUACUUCCUGAGCCAGAACUGCACGCUCCCUUGUAGUUCUCUUUUUGCUAAUUGAUCAUCUGAGUACUACUGAGUUAUAAACUGCAUUCUUUAUUACCAUGAUCUCAUAUAAAACAAUGACUGCCCUUCUAGCACCAUUUGCAGAGAAACCACUCAGGUUAUCAGGAUCAUCACUAGGCAGCCCAUCAAUCAAUCAACAGUCCAUUAGUGUCAGUUCCUAGAAAGUCAUAAUUAUGUCUUUCUGCACAUGGCUCUGUAUUGUAUUCAACAGCCUGCAGCCCUACAAACAACCUUAGAGAGUGUCUUCAGCAUGCAGACAUGCGGAUAGAUGAUCUGUGGAUAAGCUAGUAAUUUCAGAUUUGCUAAGUCAGGGAACAGCUUAGAACAAAAAAAUUGAAAGUCCCCGUUCUACAAACCUCUGAGAUUUCAGCAAAUGGGUGCCACAUCCCCACAUAGAAAAUCCACUGGCAGACCUUUAAAAUCCAGAAAUCUCUAGCUCACUGGCUUUUUCCGGGGUGGUCCUCACUGUGCUCCCUCCCUUUGGGAGAAAUUUGCAGGGAAAUUUCUUUCUUCUUCUGAAGAAAAUGUAUUGUGGCUAAGUGAGUUAGCCAAAUUCUCCUCCCCUUCUGUGUUAUGAUCAGCUAGGUCACAUUCCACUUGGUCUGGUUAAGUCACUGUGCCAGGAUAGUGGGAAGACCAUCCAUCCUCCUCACUCCAGAGGGUUCCCAUAGAGCACCCACCAAGGUGGGGAUCAAGCAAGGUUUCCUGCACACACACCCCUGCACACAUGUACACACACAUCCACCUGUGCACACGCACUCACACACCACCACCACCAAAUCCCUAGGGCCUUGGCUCAUCAUCCAAAACCAUUAAGGAAUAGAUGCCUAGGAAUUCCCAGGAAUUACUGUGGGCAGAGGUAGCAAACUGUUGUCACAUAUGACUCCUCUUGCCUGCAGAUGAGUCUUUUGGUCCUGAAAAUGCGUCUGGCAAUGCUUUAGUUAGUAGCUAGCAUUUAAAUAUGGCAAGGCUUUACACAUAAAUCUGCAUUUCCAACUUGAAAGAGUUGGAAGCAGCAGAAAUCCUGGGCCUCAUUCCCUUAUGGUGUUAACUGGCUAGACCUGAGUCAUGACAGCCCCUCACCGCAAAGCGUGUUCCCAGCAGCUCACCCCAGCUUUGCAACCGCAAAUUUAGGGACCAUUUCAGGGCAAACAGUGCUUCCUUCAUAGGCACUGAUGUCUAAAGGACAAUCACAGCUUUGAAUUGUCCCAUUAGGUCUCAUUAAAAUAAUACCUGUUGGGGGGCACCUGUGUGGCUCAGUCGGUUAAGCUUCCAACUCUUGGUUUCAGCUCAGGUCAUGAUCUCAGUUUGUGAGUUGGAGCCCCGCAUCAGGCUCUGCGCGGACAGUGCGGAGCCUGCUUGGGAUUCUCUGUAUCCCUCUUUCUGUCUCCCCCACUUCCCCUGCUCACUCUCUAUCUCUCUCAACAAUAAAUAAAUAAACUUAAAAAAAUAAAAUAA
Messenger RNA from Neofelis nebulosa (Clouded leopard), 4251 nucleotides. RefSeq names its product ring finger protein 150 (gene RNF150). Bases 1 to 1311 code for a protein of 436 amino acids. The transcript has 7 exons. The record is from RefSeq and is a predicted model, not a curated record. NCBI's taxonomy places the organism in Eukaryota, Metazoa, Chordata, Mammalia, Carnivora, Felidae.